This is a messenger RNA of Portunus trituberculatus (swimming crab), 7100 nucleotides long. RefSeq lists its product as uncharacterized. NCBI's taxonomy places the organism in Eukaryota, Metazoa, Arthropoda, Malacostraca, Decapoda, Portunidae. The coding region runs from base 3422 to 4906 and encodes 494 amino acids. The transcript has 4 exons. The record is from RefSeq and is a predicted model, not a curated record.
ACACACACACACACACACACACACACACACACACACUCACACACAUACAUCCUCCACUCACACUGCACUGUCAGACCUGGUGACCGUGGGCGUAGUGAGGGCGUGCAAGAGGUGGUGACAGUGGUGGAGCGAGCCGGCCCCCAGCAGUGGGAUCAGCGGGUCAGCAGUAGGCUGUGCGCCUUCCCAGCCGCCACUCCACACUCGGCGAGCACCUCUAACCGCGAUAGGCUGUGCUCCACGCUCCCGCCAUGAUUCAUUCACUUUGAUCUAUGACAAAUCCCAUCAUCCACACAGAUCAUAAAUGACAAAUGCAGCUCCCAGUAAAGUCAUAACAUUACCUUGGGAUGAUAAAUACCCAAGGCUAAGGACACUGCAUUUGUCUGCGAAAGUGAAUGUGAUGUCUCCAAUGUCUGUAAGCAUGUAACAUCCAAAGUGAACACCUACGUUGAAUGUUCAUAUCAAUCACUUAUAAGAUACGACACUUACGGAAAAUUUUAACAGUGGGAAAACCUAUUCAGAUGAGACUCCCUGAUGUCUCAAGUGUGAGUGCCGUGUUCCCGUGUUUCCGGCUCUUGCCACCAACACCGUAUCGCACCCCGGCACGCCCCUCACCUUCACAAUACGCCCACUCGCCCGCCACGCCUCUGAAUCACUCAGUCCAUAAUCAAGACAACUCUGACUUUACUUCCCGUCACCUGGCAGAGCAGUCGUGCACCACACCACGCCGCGCCCUGCAUCGCGGCCCCCCUGCCACGCCCCGGAUCACCCAUCUUGACAUUACGCCCCCCACCCACGUGCUCUGGACGCCGACCAAUGUACCCAUCGUGCUCCACGUGCCCCCACUUUCCACGCGCCUCGCUUUUUCCUCGAUGAUCAGUGGUUCCUCUGGAGUGACAUCUGCCACCGCCCACACCUCGUCUCAUGUGUAAGUUGUGCGGAACCUCAAGGGAGAGACGUGUGAUGCACUAGUGUGAUGGUGUGAUGAUACUUAGUCCCCGCCUCAGUGUUGUUCCGCCUCUCCGCUGUUGCUGAGCACCUCGUUGCAAUGGCACUCCGACCCUGUCUCCCCCGUCGGGGCCUCAGCCAAGGCUAGUCAAGUGCGUCCGGUGCGUCAAGGGAGCAGUGAGGUUCGUAGGCGGCCCCUGAUGUUUGGCGGUGUGCUGUGGGUCGACGGGUAGGGCAAGAGGAAGGAGGAGGCAAGUGGGAGAGUGUGGGGCUGGUGGAGGGUGUUGGGCCUGUGAGGGAGCAGCGCCACCACCGCACCGCCAGGCUCAGACCCCCGCCAGACAGACACAGGCCACCUGAGCGUGCGAGCGAAGGUGAGUGACACGUCAGUAAGCUGUCUGGGAGAGGCAGGCCUUGAGUCUCCGUUAUGAAGGGCUUCCGCUUACACUCUCGCCUCCACCACACUCACUCUGAUAACUACUUAAUGUUGUGUUCAAGUCCACUUUCAUCCGGUACUCUUGACCAUCGUCCUGUAAAUUAUUGCCACAAUAAGUCUUGUGCAGACAAGGGGUGGGGGAUGUCCGAUACGUAAUGAAACUCAUGAAACUUAGAGGAAUAGUGAGGUGCUGCCCUGUUGGCCUAGACCUUGCUAGUCUCAACCCCGUUAUAAAAGCAACUUGGCGGCAACCCCGUUGUUAGGAACACAGUGGCAGAACAUGGGUUGCAUUUCGAACCCGGGAACUAAGACCGCCACAAUACCUCCUCUCUAGCUCCUGCCAGAGGUCCUGUGGGAGGAUUGUGCCUAGCAGUGCCUAAGGGCUGUGCAAGGGGGCAGUGUAGCACCGUCCGCCCACCUGUAUUAGACGAGUUUUACCAAUUGUUGGGGUGCUUGAGACGAACUCCAUCAAGGCACUUUUCUCAGUGCCGAACCUUGGUCCUGGAGAGCAGAUACCUGGUGUUCAUUCAUCUCCCUCACGCCCCCUAAAGUAGUCUAUAUUGACUUUUUGACAUGUUUCGUCUUGUAAUUUUCCCCUUCACCACUAUUCUCAAUAACCAAAUAUUUGCGUUAAGGAGUCGGUCUUUAUGAGAUGACCAGUUGGGAUCCUGUUUGCUAAUCGGUGUUUUUCAAGGCUGGGCUAUGGUACGUACGGCAAGGUGCGGGGUAACAAGGGCACAUCACCUUGUGCCGCCGCCUGCUGCGUGAGGCUGAGUUAAUGGCAAGGAGGCUUCCACCACCUGCUGCAUGAAGAUUUUAUUCAGUGAUAGCUGGUGACGCACCAACAUGAAGGUUAUUGAGCACCGAACCUUGAUAGAGACCCGAGCUGCAGUGAAGGUGGCGGCAGCGGAGACAGAAGCGUCUGUGAGGAGCAAAAUGGUCCAGCAAAGUAUUUGGUACCUGGUGCCGAGAUGGAGUAAGUGGUUAGGUAUUUCGGGUGAGAUUACUAUGAGCAUCAUGAAAUUUAUGGUGAAAAUAAUGGAUGUAGCGGCAGUGCUAGGUGUUACUGUAGAAGUGGUUAUGAUAAGAAUGUGGGACAAGUGAUCAGUGACUGCACGACUAAAAAUCGAGUGAUCCACCGAGACUCGUGAGAGAACGAUAAAAAUGACUGUCGGAGGCUGUCCGGCGCCGCAGUGACAGGUACGCCAGUGACUGGAAGUGAUAGUGAUCGAACAGGAUGUUGUGAUCCUUGGGAAUGUUAGCAAGAGAUUGAUGGUGUGGAGCUUUGCGGCGGCGGGCAUUAGCAUAUGACAACACUGCCGUCAUGCAGCUCGGUGACGUGACGCGCAUCUGGUGACGCUGGAAGGAAACCGUUCCUGUCUGGCUUUCCAGGAGCAGCGGGGCUUCUUGGAGCAGACGGCGUGUGUCGGCGACCCUCCUCACUCCCACACAUUCAUCUUCUAGGAAAACACUUAUGCCACUGCUGCUCAGGAACAUACGGGGUGGAGGCGGUGGAGGCAGCCGCGAGCAGCCACGGAGGACGGGCGGCCGGUAGCUGCCGUCGCGGCGAGCGGUGGUGGCCAGCCCUCACUCAUGUUCCCACAGGUGCUGUCCGACACCCCUCCAGUGCUCGUCUUAUGCAUGUGUUACAACGCAUCUGUCACCUGAGACUUGUACAGCAUUGUCAACUCAUUAAUGUGUCGAUAUCGACUGUAUGUAAGACAGUCAUGUUACCCGAUGAACCUGUGUCGUGUUACUUGAGACAUUGCUUGUGGUAAUGCUUAAGCCUCGUGUCCAAAGUUGAACGUCUCAAAGUGUUCCCCGCCCAAGGCUGGGGUGUAAGAGAGCCUCGAGCUGACUGGAGUGAAAACCUCAACACAGCAUAAAGUGAUCGAAAUAUUCACAACUGAGGACUAUAGUAGUGUGACAGCUCCACGUCUUCGUUGGACUCAGUUACUUUGUCACGAGUUUAACACUUUCGAGCAAAGACGCGACGCAACUACGCCCGUGACAACUCCUCUUCCAUCAGUGAACCAACCGAUGGAACUCUGGAAGCCAGCUGUUCGUAGGACAAAAAAAGCAAACAACAGCGGCGGCGGCGGCGGCGGUGGGGAUAAGUGGGCAGCGACCCUUCCAGACGUGGUGGCUGACCUGAGCCUCGCUGACGGCCCCGCCCCUCACCAGCCAGCCAUGCUCGGCACCCGCGAUCCUCAUUACCUCGAUGAGCCACGGCCACGCCGCCGGGAUGCCAGACCUCCGCCCCCUCCUGUAACCCCGCAGGGACUUGGAGUUGGCCCCCAGGGUUUAGGGGCAUCCCCUAGCCAGCCCAUGAUGGGGGGAAGUGGUCCUGCCGGUAUAACGUCCUGUGGUUGGCGGCACAAUCCCCAGCACAGUCAGUGGGUCUCCCAGGCACCACCGGUGGACCCAGUGGGUGGUGGUGCGCAGCUGACCGCCACAGGCGUGGGCGCUGCUGCUGGAUGCGGCAUGUCCUUUGAAGGAGAAGGGGCGAGGAUACGAAGUGCCUCCAGCGAACCCCGAGGCCCAGCGAACAAUGGCGAUCGGCGAGUUCGGUGUUCCUCGGCUACCAGAUCGCGGCAGCACCGACCCCGCCCCGCCCAGGGAGAUCAACCACCUCCCCCCGCCGUCAGCCCACCACCUCCCCCUGUUUCUGGAGCAGCCGCCAGCCAUGGAGGUCAACAGAUGCCAUACUCUCCCCAACAGGGAGGAGGAGGCAUGGGCAUGGUGGGCGGCGUUUUGGCACGUUUAGCUGGCUGCUACGAGAACAUGGAGCCGGGACGCGAGGUGGGUGAGGGCGUAGCGUACGGCUACCAAGUGAACGACCUGGAGGCACUCCUCACCCGCGCCUCUCCUCUGCGCCCAGCCAACUUGCCUAUGGUGCUCGCCUCGGCCACGCGCCUCCAUAACAUGCGUCGGACGCCUGAACCUAAUUUACAGAACCAGCCUCCUGUCCGGCCGUACUUACCGUUCGGAAUAAUAGUAAACGCUGUGUUUAAAACUCGAGAUUGGUUGUAUGUGAGGACAGCACACGGAGCAGAGGGUUACGUGCCAUAUCGAGUGUGUUUGCCGCUGGGAAUCCUGCCCCCACCACGGGAAGGCCAUUCUGCCUCUACCGCCACAGAUGUGGCGGGAGCUGCUGCUUGGGACAGUCGAACAGAAAUGUUUCAAGGGGGCCUUGUGCAGCUGCCCUCCGCUCCCACGGCUCCUGUUGCAGUGGUGGGUCUGAGCGGUGGGAGUCAGGAGGCGGCUGGUCAGACUCGGGGAAGAUCUCGUGGGCGCCGGCGGCCACCCUGCCCGAACACAUCCAAUCAGACAGACACACAGAAGCUCCAGCCAGGCGCGCGCAGCCUCUCCGAGUCACGGCCGCCGCGCGAGACUCUUGACUCCCCACCACUCGCUCCCACGCCGUUGGCACCCACGCCUAUGUCCCUUUCACCGUUAGCAGGCACACCUGUGUCCACCGCCACCACCACAGCUGGGUCAUCAGCCGACCAUAUCCUGGUGUAGUGUUGCUCUCUUCGCUCCUUUUCAUCACGCAACGGAGCUGAGAUGGGAAGUAAGAAGAGGAGGUGUCGGUGUUGUGUGUGGCCUGAGCGAGAGGAUGAAGGGACGGAAGGACAAGAGUGCUGCUGGAUAAUAACGAGCCUGUGUAUUGUGGACUUCUUGCAUCAAGGAAGUCCAUUCUGUCAGGAUUUCCCUGCAUCCGAGAGAGAGAGAGAGAGAGAGAGAGAGAGAGAGAGAGAGAGAGAGAGAGAGAGAGAGAGAGAGAGAGAGAGAGAGAGAGAGAGAGAGAGAUUGCUAUGCUACCAUGGUUUAUCCCCUCCCCUACCGGCCCCCUCUUAAAAAAAAAAAAUGAAAAAUCCCCUUCACAUCAAAGUAUAUAGACUUAUAUACGUACCCAUAUACGUACUGUAUACUUUUGCAUUACGUAACCCAGUGAGCAAUGUGCUGUUGUAUCCAUACGAUUUGAUAUACACGCACGCAGACCUAGUCCGGAAUAUACUACAUGCAUACUGAGACGCUACGCCAAUGUUACCUAUACACAGUGAUUGGUUAUGGAAAGAAGUAUAGUGUACAUAUACAGCAGUAGUAUCUCCGCAAUGAUAAGUGCUGUGGAAAGGGAGUCGUGCCUCUUAGAAAAAAAAUAGUGUAUGUAUUAUUACUAUUAAUAUUACUAUUAUGUUAUGGAAGAACAGUUUUGUGUAUAGUAGUACGUAGUGGUGGUGCGUUGUGGGAGCUAAAUAACUAUUGCACUUUACUAUACUAUGACGUUGAGGGAUGGAAGAAAGAAGACCGGUGAUCUAGACUACUAUGUUACCUUGCUGUGGAAUGAGUUGUGUUUAUAGUUACGUCUAUAACGUUACGCGGAGUAAGUUGUGUCUAUAUUAUGUUGAGGAGGGUUGUUGUUGUUGUUACUCUGUAGUACGUAAUGAGAAGAGCUGUCUUUAUAUAAUGAGUUGUGGAAUCAGAGAGAGAGAGAGAGAGAGAGAGAGAGAGAGAGAGAGAGAGAGAGAGAGAGAGAGAGAGAGAAAGAGAAUUAUGUGAUGGAGAGAAAGUUAUUUCAGUGUCAUGACGUUUUCUAUACUUUCUUUUCAUUCUGCUAUAUAGUGUGUGUGUGUGUGUGUGUGUGUGUGUGUGUGUGUGUGUGUGUGUAAAGUACAGUUUCGCCAGAGCGUGAAAGACUAUUGAUGUUUGAAUGUUUCAUAAAAAUGCUUUAUGUAAACGUGUCCAACCAGUAACAAUUUACAGUUAAGAUAAAGAAACAAUGACAACUAACCUCUAAGCCAACAAACAAGCCAAGCAAGCAAGCCAGCAAGCCAAGCCAUGCCAAAACAACACGCCAGCCUAUCAGCCAGCCAGCCAGCCAGCCAGCCAGCCAGCCAGCUAGUAAGUAAGCCAACCAGCCAGUAAGCCAGCCAAGCAGUCAGCCAGCCAGCAAGCCAGCCAGCCAGUCAGCCACCUAGCCAGUCAGCCAGCCAGCCAACUCCCAUUCAAGGCAUCAGAAGCUUACGGGGAGGGGCUGACGGUAAUAAGAGGGUGGUGGUGGUGAAAGGGUGGAGAGGAGCCGACCCGCCCACCACCACCACCACCACCAUCGCCACCACCGCCACCACCACACUCACUAUAACAACUAACCACUGAAGAUUUGUUUGUGUACACUACGCGGAUGUAAACUUUCCAUCUGAUGUAAAAUGUGAUGGUACAUUUUUUCAGAGUAGAUUGUUUGAAAAAUGUGAAGAAGACAAAAUAAUGUAUGAAGAAAGGGAAUGUGUGAAGAAAGAAAGGAAGGAAAGAAGGACGGAAGGAAAGAAGAAAAAUGUUUGCCAUGUUAAGGGAGGUUGGUUGUCAAUGUGUGUGUGUGUGUGUGUGUGUGUGUGUGUGUGUGUGUACAUUCCCUUGAUCGUUAACAUGUGUGGGUGCUUGCGUGUGUGUGUGUGUGUUUGUGUGUGUGUAUGUGUGUGUGAGUGUGUGUGUGUGUGUGUGUGUGUGUGUGUGUGUGUGUGUGUGUGUGUGUGUGUGUGUGUGUGUGUGUGCGCGUGUAAGUCGGUGCCUAGCAUUCCGUUUCAGUAUUUUCUAGCAAUAAUCGACAAGUGCGUCAGUGUUUUAUGGAUAAAUGGUGUUGUAUUUAUUAGUCAUUCUUUACUCACUUUGCAAUCAAAAUAGUGAACUUAGUCCAAACAAUAAAAGAGAAUGCCAAAGA